AUGGACACGGUGCAAGUGCUGCCUCGCGCCCAGCGCGCAUCGAUCGACUCCAAAUCGUCCAAGAAGACGUCGGAUCUGGUCACCAAGACGUCGGAUCUCGAUGCACUGAGCCAAUCGGAGAAGAGCGUGGCAGCUGGACCUUCCAUCGCAAAGCAGCUCGAAGGUCAAGGCGAAGUGCAGUUGGACUACUCUGGCUUUGCUCAGAAGACUGACCCAAAGGAAAAGGCGCUGGUACGCAAGAUGGACGUACGCAUCAUGAUCAGUCUGUGGAGCCUUUACAUUCUCAACUACUUGGACAGGUAAGUCUUGAUGCCGACCCCAGCGCGGCCUUGUGGCAGGGACAUGGGUCAGCUCACGCUCAUCUGCCUACUCUUUCAGAAACGCCAUCGCUCUUGCUCGCUUGAAUGACCUGGAAGAAGAUCUCGGCAUGACGGACACUCAGUAUCAGCUCGCCGUCUCCAUCCUCUUCAUCGGCUACGUGCUAUUCGGCAUUCCUUCCAACAUGAUCGUCAGCCGAAUGAAGAAAAAUGUUCCCACUUUCAUGGUGGGCACCAUGAUGCUCUGGGCCGUGCUCAGUAUCUGCACAGCUUUCGUCAAGAAUGCAGCAGGUCUCUACGCCGUCCGCUUCUUCUUGGGUGUUGUCGAGGGUGAGCGGCCUUUCUAGACUGGCCUUUGCAUGGCUGCAUUGCACCGCCAGUCACGAGUGAAUUGCUGCUCAUGCAUGCCCGCCCCUGCCUACUUCUCUUCACAGCUCCCUACUACCCCGCAGCCCUCUUCGUGUUGAGUCAAUUCUACACGCGUACGGAGCUGGCUACGCGCAUCAGCAUUCUGUACACCGGCAAUGUUCUCGCCACUGCCUUUGCUGGUCUGAUCGCCGCAGCAGUCUUUGAAAUGGACGGCUUGAUGGGCUAUGCAGGCUGGAAAUGGUUGUUCAUCAUCCAAGGCAGCAUCACUGGCGUAGUCGCUCUGUGCGCUUGGCCAUGGCUGCCCGCAACACCCAGCACCACUCGCUGGCUGAACCCCGAGGAGCGCGAGCUCGCGGCUUCGCGCAUGCUGCGCGACAAGGUCGACGAAGGCCCAGAAGGUACGGCGUUGGAUGGUCUAAAGCAAGCGGUCAAGGAUCCUCGCGCUUGGGUCUUUGUUCUCAUGCAAACGCUCCACCUCGCCGCAAAUGGCUUCAAGAACUUUUUCCCAUCCGUCGUGCAGACGCUGGGCUUUGGACGAACCAUCACCUUGGUGCUCACCUGCCCACCUUACCUCAUAGCCGCUGCCGUCUCCGUCGCCUUUUCCAUCUCUUCGGGCAGAAUGAAUGAACGGUGAGUUUUGCAAGGCGUGUGGGCGAAAUCGACCGCGUCUUGGAGGCCACCAGCUUACGGUCGACGAUGCUUUGCAACUCAGCACUUGGCACUUGACCGCCUGCAAGACCAUCGCGACCAUCGGCUUCGUGACUGCUGCAGCCACGCUCAACACUGCUGGUCGUUACGUCGCUAUGAUCAUCUUCUGCUCGGGCACCUACGUAGCCAACUCGAUCAUUCUAGGCUGGGCCUCUACAGUAUGCAAUCAGACGAAGGAGAAGAAAGCGGUAGUCAUCUCCAUGAUGGUCUCUGCCUCCAAUGCCAGUUUCAUCUACACGCCAUUCUUGUUUCGAGAUCAGGACAAACCUAGAUACGCAUUGGCCAUGGGCGCCAUGGCUGGUUUCAGCAUACUCUGCGCAGCCACGGCUUGGUCCAUGAAAUUCAUUCUCAUCAAGCAGAACAGGACCUUGGAUGCGACCACGCGCUAUCCUUACUAG
Ceraceosorus bombacis is the source of this 1792-nucleotide messenger RNA. NCBI's taxonomy places the organism in Eukaryota, Fungi, Basidiomycota, Exobasidiomycetes, Ceraceosorales, Ceraceosoraceae. The record is from the annotation of a GenBank genome assembly.